This is a messenger RNA of Fusarium sp. VM40, 1143 nucleotides long. NCBI's taxonomy places the organism in Eukaryota, Fungi, Ascomycota, Sordariomycetes, Hypocreales, Nectriaceae. The record is from the annotation of a GenBank genome assembly.
AUGUCUAGCGGCCUCGUUGUACUUGGAGACGCCGAGAUUCACGGCCUCCUCAUCGGUCUCUCCAAAGACGAGGUUCUUGAGUUCAAACAAGCUCUUGAGAAAGUACUCAUCGACUUCGCAGUCGGUGGCGAGGGAGAAUAUCAGCCAACUCCAGACUUUGUCAAUCGACCAAAUGGACAAAAGACCCUCUUCCGCGCUUUUACAUCUUCUGAAGGCGUCGGAACCAAGAUCGUGGUCACCCCCGCACCUCUCAAGGACGCUGAUGGCAAACCGAUAAACCGCCCCCUUGGAGGUCUUAUUUCUCUAUGUGACGCAGAUGGUAUUCCAAUUGGCAUACUCAAUGCUGCUGAACCUACUGGGUAUCGCACUACGAUGGCCGCUUUGAUUCCUUGGACUUGGAGACGCAAUACUGAGAAUAUUGUCGUCUUUGGGGCCGGGAAGCAAGGCCUGUGGCAUACGCGCCUUGCGCUGGCUCUCAGAGGUUCAGAGAUUAAGAAAAUCACCAUCGUUAAUCGGUCUGUGGGUCGAGCCAAGGAUUUGGUCAAGCAGGUGACGGAGGAAAACCAAAAAUACUGGAAAUCAUCCGCCACUUUGGAUGUCUUGGACCCUGCUCAGUCCGACUACGAUCAAACAUUAGAGUCACUCCUAUUCUCAGCCGACGCAAUCUUCUGCACUGUUGGUUCAACAAGCCCCUUGUUCCCACUCAAGAAGAUCUUGGGCGACGGCACAAGAAGCAGAUUGCCCUUCAUCAGCGCGGUGGGUUCAUGGCAACCUGAUAUGAUCGAACUGGACCCCGAGAUACUUCGUCAUGCAGCUGAGCGAAAUGAUUCAUACAGCCCUAUUGGGGAGAAGGGCAGUGUUCUUGUCGAUGAUCUCGAGGAGGCUUUGGUCAAGUCAGGGGAGGUGAUACAGAGUGGUUUGAAAGCAGAACGCUUGGUUCAAGUAGGCGAGAUUCUGGACUGGCUUGAUGAGAAAUCUGAGAGGAAGCCUGAAGGGGGUAUCGAGAAUCUUAAGACGUGGAUCAGCGAGGGUUUCGUCGUGUUCAAGAACAUAGGCAUCAGUGUUACUGAUCUUGCUGCUGGUCAUGCUAUUCUUGAACUUGCUAGAAAGCGCAACGUGGGAACUACUAUUGCGAACUUUUAG